Messenger RNA from Haplochromis burtoni (Burton's mouthbrooder), 7394 nucleotides. Its product is annotated as bromodomain-containing protein 4. The transcript has 22 exons. NCBI's taxonomy places the organism in Eukaryota, Metazoa, Chordata, Actinopteri, Cichliformes, Cichlidae. Bases 2107 to 6396 code for a protein of 1429 amino acids. Gene Ontology annotation, biological process: chromatin remodeling; positive regulation of transcription elongation by RNA polymerase II. Gene Ontology annotation, cellular component: chromatin; nucleus. The record is from RefSeq and is a predicted model, not a curated record.
GAUUCAUAAUGAUGAUGACAGCUGAAUCUCCUGUUACAUCACAGCCCUAAGGUGCUCUAUUGGAUUGAGAUAUGGUGACGGUUGAGGUGAUUUGAGUACAGAGAGCUCAUUAUUAUGUUUGAGAAAGUGUGCCAAAAAAAAUUACCCUAACACUAUAAUGCCACCAGCCUCCUGAAGCAUCGAGAGAAGGCAGGAUGGAUCUGUGCUUUCAUGUGGUUUACACCAAACUCCGAGCCUGUCGAAAUAUCACAGCAGCAAUCCGCUCAUCAGACCAACAAUAUUUUUCCAGUCUUGUUGAUUUAUCCUGUGCAAACUGUGACCUCAGUUUCCUGUUCUUAGUUGACAGGAGUUGCAUCUGGUGUGGUCUUCUGAAUAGAAAAGAAUCGCUCUCUUUUUCUACAUGUCUUUAUUAUAAGAACAAUGAAACACAGUUUGCGAUCUCUCCGUUGUGUGUAAUACAUAAUAACACAGGCAUUUACAUUUACACAAGAAAGAUGUGUACAAGUUAGUGCUGCUAGUGUAGUUCAACAUUUAACAUGUUACACAUUCAGAGAUGCUCUUCUGCACAUGCCGUAAACAUCUAACCUCAACAAGGCAGUUUUUCACAGAGAGCUGCCACUCGCUGGAUAUUUUCUGUUUCAGAGCAUCCUUUGUAAACUCUCGAGAUGGCUGUGCGGGAAAAUCCAGACCAUCAGCAAUGCCCAUCUAGCAUUAACAACCCUUCCACGUUUAAAGUCACUGAAGUCUGGAUUUCAGCAGGUCGUCUUGGCCAUGUCUACAUGCCCAAAUGCACUGAGAUAUUGCCAUAUGGUUAGUUGAGAUAUUUGUGUUAACAAGCUGGUGAACAAACAUACUUAAUGAAGUGGCCAGUAAGUUUGAAUUGGAGAAGGACUGCAUGUGUAGACCUUUAACGUAAACUGAGCAGGGUAUCAAAAGCAAAUCAUCUAGCAACCAGACUUAUCACAUUUGUGAUGUGUACAUAUUCACUGCUAAUUUUGCACAUUUUGAUGCAGACUGUUGACCACAAUUCUGAUAACCUGUUGCAGAGGUUGUUUUGAUACUGUGCUUUAAUUUAACACCAUCCCAACCACUAGGUGGUGUACCUACUCCCUCCUACCCAAGCACUGAUAACAGUUUUCAUAAACAUGAGUGGUACAAUAUCUUCUAGGACACAGGAAAAGGCAGAAAAGCACAAUUUACCGCCAUUAUAUCCAUCAGUAUUCAGCUGGAUUGACAUCUUCAUGACUUUCACACUUACCAAACAGUAGAAUGAGCCCUCAUGCCACUCACACAGCAUUACAUCUGGAAGACCCCGCUCCCAUCAAGAUCUAAACAUCUAAUUACGCACAACAACCGUGCGCACACGGGCCUGAGAUCAAAUCGGGCAAUAAAAGGUUAUUUGCAGUAGGUCGAUAAGCUGUAUAACAAAUUGUCAAGUUUUAGAAAUGCUUUUAACUUCCGUUGUGUUCUCUAUAGUUUGUAGAAAACGUAUUUACAGAGGAAACAGAUGUCAGCUCGGUGGCCUACGUGCCGUCCGUGCCGUGCACAUUUAAGCUGUCAGCUUGUUUUCUACUAACUAAAAACAGGUUUUAGUGUACGCGCACUUUUUACUCGGUUAUAUAUUUAGACCCACUCGUUUAGUAAAGUGAACACCGACCUGUCUCCUGACUGAAAUGAUUACAAGCUAUUGCGUGAUGUUAACCCAGGAGAGAGGGGAGGAGUUGUAGGUGACAUUUGUUGGCCUGCCCCCCGUGCGUCUGACGUCAUUGACGUGAAACGGGACUGUUUGUUCUGGAUUUGGGGCGAGGAAGGACUGUGAACGCUGACAAACGACUGAAGAAGGUGUGACACUCGACUCUCUGUGUGUUGUGGUUUUUGUGCUGCCGCAGCGUGUCACUAACAAACAUCCCACAUCACCCUGGGAAGUUGCCACCUCCCCAACUGAGAUAUGAUCACACAACUGCUUUAGACCACAGCUGCACAGCUACAAACAUAGAGUCACGUGAGGAGUGGAAUGGCCUGAAGGGGUUCCCCCCGGUCCCACCUGCCCCUGCCAGGUCCAAUCUGCCUAAAGUGUCUGCUCAGCCACUGCAGCCCACCUCUGCGAUGGGGGACGGACUGGAGGCAGGCAGCAGCCAGAACCCUCCCUCCGCCCCACCGCCUAUCCCCUUCAACCCUCCACCCCCCGAAACAUGGAACCCCUCCAGACCCAAACGACAGACCAACCAGCUGCAGUACUUGCAAAAAGUGGUAUUGAAGACAUUAUGGAAACACAAUUUUGCCUGGCCCUUCCAGGCUCCUGUAGAUGCCAUCAAACUCAAUUUGCCUGACUAUUAUAAGAUCAUAAAGAAUCCUAUGGACAUGGGCACGAUUAAAAAACGCCUGGAGAACAACUACUACUGGAAUGCCCAGGAGUGUAUCCAAGACUUUAACACCAUGUUCACAAACUGCUACAUCUACAACAAGCCCGGGGAUGAUAUUGUCCUAAUGGCAGAAGCCUUGGAAAAGCUCUUUCUCCAGAAGAUUACAGAGAUGCCGCAGGAGGAGACUGAGAUUGCUGUGGUUACAAAGGGACGCAGAGGAGGCAGGCAGGACACAGGUCUGAUUUCAAAAUCAGAUUCAGGACAUGACUCAUCAUCCCCCUCUACCACCCCGCAUACACGAGGCUUUUCGUCCCCUUCAACCACUCCACAUACCCGUGCUGCACCCGCCCCCCAAGGUUCUCCUGCCUUACCCCUGAGGUUGGACCAGGUGCUGGUCCAGCCUCUGGUCCAGCCUCUGGUCCAGCCUCUGGUCCAACCUCUGGUCCAACCUCUGGUCCAGCCUCUGGUCCAACCUCUGGUCCAACCUCUGGUCCAGCCCCUGGCUCAGCCCUUGGCCCAGCCUCUGGUCCAGACUCUGGCCCAGAGUCUAGCCCAACCUCACCUUCCCCGUGUGCCUCCAACAACCACAAACCAUGCGCCCCAUCUGGGGCCUCCAUUCUCCCUCACCACUUCAGACGUCCUGGCCCAGGGAAUGACUUCAGUUCCACCUCCGACUGUGACUCACCCAGGCCUCCAUCCUACUGCCCCCAUACUGCAAAGUUCGCCUGCUCUCAUCAAGCAGAAGAAGAGCCAGAAGAGGAAAGCUGAUACCACGACACCCACCGCCAACGAUCAGCUCAGUGAAUCGUCUCCCAUUUCUGCCGAGAACCGGCCGCGCAGAGACAGCAGCCGCCCAUCAAAGCAGCCCAAAAGAGAAGCAUCACAGCCAGACUCUCAGCAUCAACUUGGAGGAGUCUUGGAGAUGGGAGGGUCAGGAACACCGAAGCGCCAGGAGCAGUUACGUUGGUGUGCACGCCUCGUCAGAGAGAUGCUGUCUAAGAAACACGUGGCAUAUGCCUGGCCUUUUUACAAACCUGUUGAUGCAAAAGCUCUCGGUCUCCACGACUACCAUGAAAUCAUCAAGCAUCCCAUGGAUCUCAGCACCAUCAAGAAAAAGCUGGACAACAGACAGUACAGAGAUGCUCAAGAAUUUGCAGCAGACGUCAGGUUGAUGUUCUCGAACUGUUACAAAUACAACCCUCCAGACCACGAUGUGGUUGCCAUGGCACGCAAAUUACAGGACGUGUUUGAGAUGCGUUUCGCCAAAAUGCCCGAUGACCCAGAGGAGCCAGUCCCUGUUCCCACCCCGUCAUCAGCUCUCCACCCUGCCCCCUCCACUCGACAAGUCCCACCUCCUUCUGCCGCCUCGGAAGAUGAGAGCUCAAGCUCCUCAGAAUCAGAGUCUUCAGGAGGAGACUCGGAACAAGAAAGGAAACAGCGUUUAGCUGAGUUACAGGAACAGCUUAAAGCUGUUCAUGAGCAGCUGGCAGCGCUCUCCCAGCCACAGGUCAGCAAGCCCAAGAAGAAAGAGAGGGAGAAGAAGGAAAAGAAGAAAGAAAAGCACAAGAAAAAAGUGGGAGCAGAGGAACCUUUGGAGACUCUCCCGCUUGCAAUGCUUCAGGCAUCUAAGAAAAGCAAAAGUAGUAAAGAACCUAUCAGUGCAAAGAAAGACAGGAAAAAGCCCAGUAAAAAAGAAGGAGUUAAAAAUCCCCGGCCUGCUGUGCCCCCUCAGCCUGGGCCGACCCCUCUCGUCCCUUCGGCUUCUCUUGAAGAUGUUGACAUCGACAUGUCUGCUGACAGGUGCAAGCCAAUGUCGUAUGAGGAGAAGCGCCAGCUGAGCCUGGAUAUCAAUAAGUUGCCCGGAGACAAGCUGGGCCGUGUCGUGCACAUAAUCCAAACCCGUGAGCCGUCGCUGAAAAACUCCAAUCCGGAUGAGAUUGAGAUUGACUUUGAGACACUGAAGCCCUCCACGCUGAGAGAGCUAGAGAAGUAUGUCUCAAGCUGCCUCAGGAAGAAGAAAAAACCAUCAGCAGAGAAGCCUCUGGAAAUGCCAAAUGUGACAAAGAUGAAGACGGGAUCCUCAUCUUCAGGCAGCAGUGACUCCUCAGAUAGUGAAGACUCUGACAGUGGGCUGGUUCCCAAGCAACCGAAGAAGACUUCAACUAACAAGGACACCAAGAGACCGCAGCACCAGUUCAUCGGUAGUGGAGUGGGCCCAGUCACUUCUCAGCCACAGCAGCCUCAGCUUCAGCCUCAGUCACAGCUUCAGACACAGCUUCAGUCACAGCUUCAGCUUCAGCCUCAGCUUCAACCUCAGACACAGCCUCAGGUGGUCCAGUCCAAACCACCAUAUAUCCCGGCUCCAGCUAUUUCCCUCCCUGUCCCCUCUCUGGAUUCCUCCCAGCUAUUGGCCUCAGGAUUUGACCCUCUGGCCCACUUCAUGAAUUCUCACCUGACGCAGUCCAACACAGAGCCUAAUGCAACCAUUACUACUGCCAGUGCUCCUGUUGCCUCUGGCCUCCUCAAUACCAACGCGCCCACCAACCAGACGCCUUCUGAGACGCACCCUUUCCUAAACCAACAUCCCAUCAUCCCUUCUCCAGCAAUCCAUAAUGCUCUUCCCCAGCAACCAUCAAGACCUAGCAACCGUGCAGCGCCACUUCCACCCAAACCUGCACAGCCUCCUCCAUCCUCCCUCCCUUCAAUGCCUCCAGCUUCCUCACCUCAGCUUCAGCCCUCGCUUCCUCUCACCCUCCCCCCACAGCCUGUCCCCCGCCCUCGCGUCCCGUCACCGCCAUCCCACGGCAUCCUGGGCACCCUCUCGGCGCAGCCUCCCCAAGCCCUGCUGGAGGAUGACGAGGAGCCAACGCCCACCAGCUCUGAGACCCCACCGCUCAGCCAGGUCCACAGCCUCCUGCAGUCACUUCAGCCCAGAGCCCCCACGCAAACGCUGCACACGCAUUCUCCCGUGCAGCUGGGGCCGCCACUGCAUGCGCAGGUCAUGACAACAGCCGCCCCCGUUCUGACGCAGAGACACGGCUCAGGCCAAGCGCACAUGCAGCAGUCGUUCCCACAUACGCACACGUCAACACCGCAGCAGAAGGGCGGGGUGCUGCAGCAGAAGGUACAGCAGCUGCAACAGCACCAACAGCAGCCAUCGCCACAAAGCAAAGUGGAGCCUUUCACAACAGGUUGCCCCUCUCCGCUGAUGAUGCACUCUCCUCCGAUGCCUGCGUUCCAUUCAAUGGGACAACAGUCGCCUCCACAGACCAAGAAGCAUGAGCAGAGGUCAAACAUGGGGAUCAAAGAAGAGAAGCUUUCCCAGUCACCAGUGCUGCCACCCUCGCCCUUCAGCCCAGGCGUUCGUCAGGAUGCACACAAACCAGACAACAAACACAGGUUAGAUAUAAAGCCGAUGGAUGGCUCUCGUCCCAUUUCGCAUUUGGCAGACUCGCCUGCACCACCCUGCUCCCAGCAGGACAACAAAAUCAAGCAAGAACCCAAAACUCCCAUCGCUCCCAAGAAGGCACAGGAGGUCAAGAUAAAGAACAUGGGUUCUUGGGCCAGCCUGGCUCAAAAGUCCCAGUCCACACCGGCGUUCUCGGUGCGCUCUUCAAGCGACAGCUUUGAAAGAUACAAGCAGGUCGCGAGAGAGAAGGAGGAGAGAGAGAGACAGCUGAAAGCACAGGCUGAACAGGCCAGGAGGGAGCAAGAGAAGCUACGCCGUGACGACAAGGACACGGCGGAGCCGUUUCGCCGAGUGCCAGAUGACGACCGCCGUCGCCCAAAUCAGCAGUCGCCGCACGCUCCAGUUCCUCCAGCUUCGACUCCUCCCACUCACUCUCCGCAGGCCCCACCUACACAAUCACAAGCCCCCCCACCCACCUCCGCUUCACAGAACACGCUCAACCAGGACAGGGCGACGGCACGGCGUGAGGCGCAGGAGAGGCGCAGGAGAGAGGCGAUGGCAGACACCAUUGACAUCAAUUUCCAGAGUGACCUGAUGGCAAUUUUUGAAGAGAAUCUGUUCUGAGAGGAAGGCACGAGAGCAGGACCCCGUAGACUCACAAGAAGCAGAUUUGCAGAUCGCUUCCAAACACCCGUGCUGUGACGCACACGGUCGCUGCUUACACAAAUGCACACAUCUGCAUACACAGACUCAGUACUAACUGUCCCUUUCUCUCAGCAGUUGAAACAGCUGGUUUGUGUCGUGAAUGAGAGAUGAGGGGAAGUGAAAUUAAAAUAACAAGCCCCCCUUUUGUUUGUUUGUUUUUUGUUUUUGUUUGUCCCCCCCUUCCCCAGCUUGGUGCCUCUGGUUGUAGGUUCUUGAUCACCAUGGCCAACAGGUCCAAAUGGUUGCCCCCCACCCCAUAUGAGGAUAUGAUGAAAAGGAGGGGACUGAGCAUCUAUAUUUAAAGAGAAAAAAAAAAACAGUAAAAAGCAUGUAUGAAAAGAUGGGGUUAAAACACACAGAUGAAUGAAUAAUAAUGCUUUUAGUUUUCUCUCUGGAUCUUGUCUCUUAUUUUAUUUUUAAGUUGGAUAUUUUUUUUUUUUUUUUAACUGGGAGGGUCGGGCCGGGGUGCUCACGUUUGCCAGGUUGAGCGGUCAUCUGUUGUUUCUUCUUAAGGCACCGUGGGGAUGGGGGAAACCCCCGCCAUGGCUCUAUUCAAACACUUUUUCUAAGACCUUUACAUCCUUCAGCUUCUCUCUUUCUCCAGUUACCAACAGAAGAGGUUGAAGAGAGCAGCAAGGAAAGAGCCAGUCACCACAUUUAAACAAAAAAAUUUCAACGUGUCCUUCGCCUUAGUGCUCCGGCCUGUAAACUAAUGAUUGCACCCCACAAAUUAUACAUAUUAUAUAUAUAAAUAGAAACAAAUACGUAUAAAUAUAGAUAUAUAAAUAUAUAUAUUCUAUACGAUGAAAAGUCAACAGGAAAAAGGAAGAUGAGAAGGAUUUGGAUUGCGGGGAGCAAAGCUCGUCUCGGUGUUCAUCUCUGAGCUCUGGUUUUGAUUUUGUAGAAAUUACUGUAAA